GUGGGUGAUGCUUCAUUCGAGUGAAGAUGCGAGCAACCGCAGGUCAGAGCAGGAGAAUGCUGUUAUCAUAUAGCGGGAUGCAUUCGCAGGCUUAUGCGUGUUUAUGUAGCCCUUCUGCACUUUUACCGCGGGAAUCGCCGAAGCUGCGCAUCCGGUAACCCUACAAACGCCUUGAAACGCUCUAUACUCGCGGACUGGCCGACUCCAACGCUUUCUGGUCAAGGCCCAGCGCCCCUCGACUACUACCAAACAGCACUGCGCGCCUGCGCGGUAGGCAUGGCCAUCCUCACAGCACCAUUGAUCCCUUUAUUCCGAGGCUGGUGCUGUGGCAUUCUUACAAGCUUUGUCUUUGAUGGUUGGAGAGAGACGGAAUAUCGUUGAUGGAAAUGUGCUUUCCGACGAAAUGUUUUUCUCCCGUUCCUACUCCCGUUCGUUUUGCUUCUCUAUGUUGUUUCUACCUGAUUAUCGUGAAAUAAAAACACACGAUCCUUUUUGUACAUGA
Molecule: messenger RNA, 502 nt
Organism: Aspergillus versicolor CBS 583.65
Lineage: Eukaryota; Fungi; Ascomycota; Eurotiomycetes; Eurotiales; Aspergillaceae
Exons: 1
Coding region: 94-381 (95 amino acids)
Source: RefSeq, a predicted model, not a curated record